AUGGAUCUUUCGCGCAUCAUUGCUGCUGAUAUUGACGGCCGUGUCCACAACACGCGAUACCGUCAAGCUCAGUUCCAUCGCUUACAAGCUGUGCUGGUCGAACACGUUGCAGAGAUUCAAGAUGCGAUCUGCGCUGAUUCGGGACAUUCGGCGCAAGAAGUUCGCGCCGAGAUUGUCCUAGCUUUGCAGGAGCUGAGAACACAUUUCUUGUCGCUGAGUCUGGAGAAAGACUUGGAAAAUGAGUAUCGCAUUGCGAAUGGGAAGGACAGUCUGGAUGGCUCCCGCGGGACUGGUAUUGUGUACCUCGUGCCAUGUACGCAUACUUUGUUCUUCUCUGUCAUUUCCGCAUUGACUGCUGCUCUUGCAGCUGGGAAUUGCAUCGUUUUGGAGCUUCCUCAAACAACAAUGGCUUUGCCUGCUCUGUUGCGCCAGAUUCUUCCCAAUGCACUGGAUCAUGAUACUUUUGCAAUCACCGCGCAUCGACCCGAUUCUUCGUUCAUGAACAAGACCUUGCUGGUGGCGCAAACCGGAUCCGAUGCCUCAAGUGGCUUGAUCUCGCCUGCGGCCAGGACUGUUGCCAUUGUCGAUCGUACGGCAAACAUUGUUGAGGCCGCACAGGCUUUAGUAGCGGCUCGGUUUGCGCUAGGUGGCCGUUCAGCCUAUGCUCCUGAUGUAGUUUUGGUGAAUGAAUUCGCCAUGAAGCCGUUUGUUGAGGCUGUUAUCCAGCAAGCUUCGAGAUACCUUGCUGGAGAGAACGGUGAAGCACGAGAGUCAUCUUCGUCGCGGCGCUCUGGCUUACUGGACUCGAUUCAGAAAGAGCGGACUGCGCGGGUGUUGGUCUCCGGGAGUCAGUGGGGGGUGGUUGAGGUUCAGGACCGGAACUCACCUCUUCUUCAAAAGAAGAUUGACGAGAAGGUCCUGCUGGUACACGCCGUGACUAGCUUGGAUGAUGCCAUUGACAUUAGCUCAAACGAGACACUGGCUGCUACCUAUGCCUUCGCAGCCCCCGCUUCAGCCAAGUAUCUGACCCAAUUCAUCGACGCCGAUAUCUCAUGGGUGAACCAUGUCCCCAGCCAUAUGCUGCUCGGCCCUGCCCUGCCCCGCAACAUACCAUAUAACCCAAACACUCGCUACGCCAUCUCAUCCUUCCAACGGCCACGCCCUCAACUUAUCACACCACCUGCCAGCGCCUACACAGCCCGAACAAUUCUCGAGAAUACCAACAGCACCAACUCAGACAAUCUCUGGCGCGCAGUCCUAACACCCCUCCCAUCAACAAAGCAGCGCCCAGGUUUCAAGAUCGGCUUCUUCGAGCAGGGAAUUAUCACCGGUGGAGUCCUAACCCUAGCAACGCUCUUCGCAACCGUUUCUACAAUUGGAUACUACACAUGGAUAUAUGCGAGGCGCGUUUGA
Penicillium atrosanguineum is the source of this 1413-nucleotide messenger RNA. RefSeq lists its product as uncharacterized. The transcript is spliced from 5 exons. The record is from RefSeq and is a predicted model, not a curated record. Lineage: Eukaryota; Fungi; Ascomycota; Eurotiomycetes; Eurotiales; Aspergillaceae. Gene Ontology annotation, molecular function: oxidoreductase activity, acting on the aldehyde or oxo group of donors, NAD or NADP as acceptor. The coding region runs from base 1 to 1413 and encodes 470 amino acids.